Messenger RNA from Penicillium cataractarum, 306 nucleotides. RefSeq lists its product as uncharacterized. The transcript has a single exon. The coding region runs from base 1 to 306 and encodes 101 amino acids. The record is from RefSeq and is a predicted model, not a curated record. NCBI's taxonomy places the organism in Eukaryota, Fungi, Ascomycota, Eurotiomycetes, Eurotiales, Aspergillaceae.
AUGCACCUCCUCGCCCAAUUCAUCCAGCUACGCUACGAACUCAUCGGAAACCUCACGUCAUGGGUAAACAACACAUACUACGUCCCACCCGACGCAAUGGCAUCUGUCAUGGACCAGGCAGUCCAAGAUAUUGGGGUAUAUCAAUCGUCGUUGGGGGAUAGUUACUUCUACAUCAAGUGCAAUGAGAUUAAGCAAAUCUUGUGCUUUGCGAGUUUUGAGCUGAGAAGGCAGCGGAUAUUUACUCGGGAUGUUGCGCGGGCUAUGGAUGAUGCUGUUGGGAGACUGAGACAGAUUCAGAUUAGUUGA